Xenopus laevis (African clawed frog) is the source of this 1582-nucleotide messenger RNA. RefSeq names its product peptidylprolyl isomerase D (cyclophilin D) S homeolog (gene ppid.S). NCBI's taxonomy places the organism in Eukaryota, Metazoa, Chordata, Amphibia, Anura, Pipidae. Gene Ontology annotation, biological process: protein folding. The transcript has 10 exons. Bases 111 to 1223 code for a protein of 370 amino acids. Gene Ontology annotation, cellular component: cytoplasm; cytosol. The record is from RefSeq and is marked provisional. Gene Ontology annotation, molecular function: isomerase activity; peptidyl-prolyl cis-trans isomerase activity; cyclosporin A binding.
CUGGAAACUUCUGAGAGCAGAGAUGCUGCCGGAAGUCCCGCCCUCCCUGCAGCGGAAGUGUAGCGAGGUGCAGAGAAGCCGGUGAGCUGUGCGUGUAGUGUGUGGAGAAAAUGUCUAACCCGAGCCCAAUGGCCAAGCCUUCCAACCCCUCCAACCCAAAGGUGUUCCUGGAUGCGGAGAUCGGAGGAGAGCGCGUGGGUCGAAUUGUUUUGGAAUUGUUUGCCGAUGUUGUACCCAAAACUGCAGAAAAUUUCCGUGCCCUAUGUACCGGAGAAAAGGGCAUUGGCCAAUCAACUGGAAAGCCUCUUCAUUUUAAAGGAUGCCCAUUUCACAGAAUUAUUAAGAAAUUCAUGAUCCAGUGUGGAGACUUCUCAAACCAAGAUGGAACUGGAGGUGAAAGUAUAUAUGGGGAAAAAUUUGAGGAUGAAAACUUUCAUUAUAAGCAUGACAAAGAGGGUUUACUUAGUAUGGCUAAUGCUGGCCCAAAUACUAAUGGCUCCCAGUUCUUUAUCACCACUGUACCAACACCUCAUUUAGAUGGAAAGCAUGUGGUUUUCGGCCAAGUGCUAAAAGGAUAUGGCAUUGUCAAAAUAUUGGAAAAUGUUGAAGUAAAGGAUGAGAAGCCUGCAAAGAUGUGUACGAUAGCAGAGUGUGGGGAAGUGAAUGACAGCAAUGAGUGGAUGGCUUCUCCAUCAGAUGGUUCUGGCGACACUCACCCUGAUUUUCCGGAGGACUCUGAUGUAGAAUUAAAUGAUGUUGAAAGAAUUACCAGUAUAGCAGAAAAUGUGAAGAAUAUAGGAAAUAAUUUCUUCAAAUCUCAGAACUGGGAAAUGGCAACAAAGAAGUAUAACAAGGCUCUAAGAUAUGUAGAAAGCUGCAAAGAUGUCACAGGAGAUGACAACAUUUCAAAGUUAAAUCCUAUUGCUGUCAGCUGUAACUUGAAUAUUGCUGCCUGCAAACUCAAAGUAUCUGACUUUAGAGCAGCCAUUGAUAGCUGCAAUGAGGCUCUGGAAAUUGAUCCCUCUCACACCAAAGCACUUUACAGGAGGGCUCAGGGUUGGCAAGGACUAAAAGACUAUGAACAAGCACUGGAGGAUCUUAAAAAGGCUCAUGAAUUAUCACCUGAUGAUAAAGCCGUCAGCAGUGAAAUUCUGCGAGUCAAGCAGAGGAUUAAAGAGCAGAAAGAAAAAGAGAAGGCGGUAUAUGCCAAAAUGUUUGCCUAAAUGUCUGCAGUCCCUUGGAAUGUGUGAGUUUGGCAUAAGCAGUUGUCCCAUUAACCAAAAAACGGAAGACUUCUUUUUCCCCAUAACUCUGAUAACUGUACAUCAUUGUUUACAGCUUUCAUUUCUCUGAUUGUUGGUUCUGUUUGUUGUGGCACUGCAUGAACUAUGCAAAGGAGACAUCUGCUCGCCGGACGGUUUUAUUUUCUUGUGUAUUGGCUUUUGUUUGGCAGAUGAUGUGAAGGCACUAAAGCUUGUUUUAGUCUAACCCCAUUUAAAAAGGGGGGAAAUUCCUGUGUAAAUUUUAAGAGAAACGCAAUUAUUUAAUUGCAUCAUUUCUUUGUUAUAAAUGUUCAGGAAUA